AUGGUCUUGCUGAUGCUGAGGAGUCCGGUGUCCGUGGAUGAGAUCUUGCUGAGCGGGUGGCAUCUUGGUGCUAUCCUGGUUUUCCUGCGAUCUUCCCCGAGGGUUGAGCAGAUUGCAGGCCCUUGGGCGAUGGAUCCGCUGCAGAACAGCCGCGAAGUGCAGUUCCUGCAGCUGCUGGAGGGCCUUCCCAUGGCCGCGAACCUCCGAGUUCGACAGGACUUGGCCUUCGAAAUCUUUAAUGAUCCAAAGUCGAUCAGCUAUGAGUUGGCCUCAGUGCUGUUGCCGUGGUCGGCCGCUUACAAUGCGCUGCUGGAGCGUUGGCGUCACACCUGGGCGGAGGAACGGGAGAUGGUUCAGUUACUUCGCAUGGGCGAUGCCAAGUUGAAGCAGAUCCUCUUGGAAGGUGAGACGCCGAGACCGCUGCAUGGUUUGUUGUCUCCACCGCCCUUCCUGCCACUUCUCCUACAGGCGCUUCACUCGUAUCCUGUGGUCAAAGUGGACGUUAACGCUGCCUUAGAGAUGUAUCCCUCCUUCUUCCAUCGGGCAAGUCCUCAUACCUGGCGAGGUUCUCGGCGCAUGGGCCGCAUCCCAGCUCUGGAGCUGCAUCCGAUGCCCAUGGACGAUGGCUUGAGUAAUGCCAACCGCGCCACACGGAUGCCUUUCUGCCUUUGGCCCGGCUUCAUGGCCACGUUCGGCAAGAUGGGGCAACAACAGAUGUCUGCCGAGUUGGUGGACCCCAACAAGCAAGAUCACUUGCCCUUUGUGCGCGUUUGGGAGAUUGGUGCGAACAUGGGAGACUGCAGUCUCCUCGCCCUUCACUGCGUCGCUGCCUGGGGUUUGCGCAGUGCACAGCCGCGUCCCCUGCUGGAUGUGGAGCUGACGUUGUUCGAGCCGAUCGAGGACGCGUUGGUCUCCCUGAACGCUGCAGUGAAGGCCUUCCAGCAGUCCCAGCAUGCGGCAGGGAACCUGGCGCAGAAGCCUCAAAUCCUGGUGCAACCCAUCGCCCUUGGACCGAAGGUGGGCUACACCCAGAUCCAUUUGCGGCGUGCCUCCUCUGCUGAAGCCUCCUUCGUGGGAUGUCAUGGUUUUCAGGGCGAAUGCGAGGUGCGGCGGUUUGUUUUUUGGCGGGACCAUCUCCUACACUGUGAAAAUAUACAAUAUGAUGUAUUGCAGAAUAUUGCAUAUAUAUAUAUAAAUAAUUAUAUAUAUAUUAUAUACACAUAA
Molecule: messenger RNA, 1224 nt
Organism: Cladocopium goreaui
Lineage: Eukaryota; Dinophyceae; Suessiales; Symbiodiniaceae
Source: the annotation of a GenBank genome assembly